This is a messenger RNA of Tetrahymena thermophila SB210, 2421 nucleotides long. Its product is annotated as piwi-like Twi9p protein. The record is from RefSeq and is a predicted model, not a curated record. Gene Ontology annotation, biological process: regulatory ncRNA-mediated gene silencing. Gene Ontology annotation, molecular function: piRNA binding; protein binding. Lineage: Eukaryota; Ciliophora; Oligohymenophorea; Hymenostomatida; Tetrahymenidae. The transcript has a single exon. Gene Ontology annotation, cellular component: P granule.
AUGCUUUAAUAGUUACCUAGUAGACCUCCUAUAUCAUCUACUUAAGAGAUCAGCCAAAUAUGCAAAAAUAUUAAACUGCUUACAAAUAUGUUUGCUAUGUAAGUAGAAGCCACCUAGUCUUCUGAUUCUGAUGGACCUCAAGGCUUUGUUAACAAAGUUGUUUGCUAUCAAUAUGAUGUUGUAUUCUCUCCUGAUAUUGCUGAGGACAAUAGAAAUCUAAGAUACAAAAUCUUUAAAGAAGCACGCAGGAACAUUGAAUAACUCAUCGGAAAAUUCUCCUUUUCAGGAAUGUCUCUAUUCUCAAUGAGAAAACUUAGCUAAGAUAAGAUUAAUAAAAUCAAGAAUAAUAUUGAUGCAAUCAUUGUAGACAAACAAAAAUACUCUAUCCAUUUGGUGUUCACAAAAAGCUUUGAAGUAAAUGACGAAUCUGCUUAAAAUUUAGACAAGACCUCUCCAAACUUCAAAAAAGGUAAUCAAGUCACUUAGUUGCUCAAUAUCAUCUUAAAGUCUAUUAUGCGUGAUGAGAAAUUUUUAGAAAUCGGAAAGAAUUCUAAGUUCUAUGAAGUUAACUCUAAAAGUGACAUAAUUAUCAAAAGUAGAGAAGGUUCUACUAGUGGUCUCGAAGCCUACAAAGGAUUCACUUUCAACGUCACUCCAACCUAAGACAAAAUUUACUUAAUGGUUGACUACUGCAGUAGAAUUAUCAGAAAAGAAACUGCUUUAGAAUACUUAAAGAAUAACAACAAUUAAUUAUCUGGUCUCUCAGUAAUUACCAAAUACAAUAAUUACCAAACUUACUUAAUCGAUAAAGUAGAUGAUAAAAAAACACCUAGUUCUACUUUCCUCAACUCCAAAACUAACAUUCAAAUUAGCUUCGCCUAAUACUACAAGGAACGUUAUAAUAUUUAAAUUAGAGACAUGAAAUAACCCUUGCUUGUUCACAAAAGAAAAUACAGAGAGGCUAAUACUAAUAUCUAAAAGGUUGAAGAAGUUUAUUUAAUUCCUGAAUUAUGCAAUAUGACAGGAAUGACAGACGAAUAACGUGAGAAUUUCCAAGCAAUGAAGGAAGUUGCUACUCAUACUAAGCUUACUCCUUAAGAAAGAUAUCAAAAUUCUAUUAAUAAUUGUAGAUUUUUAAGCAAAAAAACAAGUUCAAGUGGAAUUAAAAUUGAUGAAAGAAGCAAUUUAAUAGAUGCUGUUUAAUUAAGAACUCCUAAAGUCACUCUAGGAGGUAAUAAGACUGCUAAUACUGAUAGAGGUAAUUUUGACAUGAGAACUCCUACCUUAGAUAAAAUCGAGUUUAAGGAUUGGUCUCUUAUUUAUAACCAAAAAGAUGAGAAAUAUGUGGAUGAUUUCGUAGACACUCUUAAGAAGGCUUCCUAGACAUAUGGAAUAAUUGUCAACGAUCCUUACUUCUUCGCCGAAAGAGAUUCGAAUGCUAAUAAUUGGAUUAAAUCUCUGGAUGAGGACUUUUCCAAAAAUGACUUACCUCAAUUUGUUUUGAGUUUCGGUCAAGUUAAUUCUGGAUUUUACUCUAGUUUAAAGAAAUUUUUAACUUCAGAAGCAGGAAUAGAAUCCCAGCAUGUUACUCCAAAAUCUCUUCAAAAGAACGGAAUGAGUGUGGCUUCAAAAAUUGCUUUGUAAAUUGCCUCUAAGCUUGGUAGAAGAAUUUGGUAAGUUGAAACACCUCGUGGAAUUGAUAAAAAUACCAUGAUUAUAGGUAUUGAGACCAGCAUGAAAAAGGUUAAAUAGUAGUAGGUUGUAGGUGUUGUUGCUUCCAUCGACAAAGACUUUACCAAAUACUUUUCUGAUGUUGAAAUUAGAAAAGACAAUGAUACUACUCUCCCUACUCUCUCUAAGAUUGUUACCAAAGCCAUAUAAGCUUAUGUUAAAAAUACCAAAAGUGUUCCUGCUGAAGUCAUUGUUUACAGAUAAGGACUUGGUGAAGGUUAAAUUCAAUAGAGUUUUAACCUUGAAAUUAAGGCCAUUUAGAAUGGUUUUAGUAACUUCAAGAACGAUUUCAAUCCUCAUUUAGCCUUUUUCUAGGUUAAUAGAAAAAUUGGCCAAAAGUUCUAUUAAUCGCCUUAAGGUGAUAAAGUAGAAGUCUCAAAUCCUGCUUCAGGUACUAUUGUAGCCUCUUAAGUUGUUUAGAACAACUUCGAAUUCUUCAUGGCUGCAUAACACUGCAAUUCUGGUGUUUGUACACCCACUAAAUACACCUGUUUGUACAACAACACUAACUUAAAAGAAGAUUAAAUCUGGUAAUUAACUUACUAUCAAACUUUCAAUUACUAUAACUGGCAAGGACCUGUAAGAGUGCCUGCUGCUAUGAAGUACGCAGAAAAACUUGCUAAAUUCGUAAGUGACACUAUCUAAGAAGCAGCCAAUGAAAAUUUGACUAAUAGUCUUUUCUACUUGUGA